This is a messenger RNA of Psylliodes chrysocephalus, 1037 nucleotides long. Lineage: Eukaryota; Metazoa; Arthropoda; Insecta; Coleoptera; Chrysomelidae. The record is from the annotation of a GenBank genome assembly.
GGAAUGUUUUUCUUGCUGUUGCGAUACCGGUCAACAUUGAAAUGGGUGUGCCUAUAUAAGAGCAAUGAUUACUAUAAUUUCGUAGUGGUUUCUGUUACACGCAGAUUGGUUAGAGUACCGGUAAAGUUUUUUUUUUGAAUGAAAGUGGAUGUUCGAGAUGAUGAGAGCGGCAUCAGUUUUCUUUACUCUAUUAUGUUCUACAACAUGGAUCCAUUCAACACUGUCCCAAGGACCACCACGCUCCAAAAAUUUAUAUGCAAGCAUUCUUCAAGACACUAGGAACGAACCAACACCAGAUGGCACUUUUGGAUACUUAUACAAAACAGAAGACGGUAUAGUGAGUUCCGCUAGAGGAGGUCCAAACGGUGUCAUCCAAGGAGGAUUUUCGUACACCGAUCCUACAGGUCUAAAGGUCAACAUCAACUACAAUGCAGGUUCCAGAACCUCACCCACUGCAACUGAACCUUCAACUAGAACGGAUUCGGGGCAGUAUCAUGAGCAGCCCGAAGUUCCAGCUGCUAGUAACUACGGCAAUGAAAUUAACGCUAGACCAAGAGUGUCUGCUAGAGCUCCUGUGUACAGACAAGAACCUGAAUACUAUGAAGAAUCAGUACAAGAUUUACGAUACCAAGUGGCAGAUUCAAAUCAACCACGUUAUAUAACCAGACCACAACCUUUAUACAGACCUCAGCCUGAAUACAGACCACGACCUGCUUACUACAGACCAAGUCCAGCCUACAGACCAAAUCCAAUCUACAGACCUCAACAGAGAAGACCUCGACCAGUAGAUAAUGAAAUUUACGACGAAUAUAGUUAUUAAGAAAAACACAUUUUGUUUUAAUAUAAAAUUUGUAAUUUUAAACGAAUUAGAAGCUUUUUGGUCUUCAGUAGUGUCAAUAAAAAAAAAAAAUUAACAAAUUUGGUGAUAUUAAAAAUUAGAAACAGAUUUAAGUGUGAUAUUCAUGAUUGUUAGUAAGGUGAAAGAAUAUUUUUUGUUGUAUUUUCGAAUUUUUAUAAAGCGUAAAUAAACAAAUUUU